GGAGUGCGGAGAGGACGGAUUGACGCGCUGGAAGAUGCAGCGCGUCUUCAUCUUGCUUCAACCCACUUGGGACUCACACCGCACUCGGUCACAUUAGCCAUGGGACGGAAUGGCUUUUUGGGCGCCUUCCAAGGGCUGGAUGCCUUCGGCAAGACAAUGGAGGAUGUCAGGAUCCGCACGCGUACUGGUGCUUUGUUGACAUUCAUCUCGUUCUCGAUUAUCCUAACGUCCGUAUUGCUCGAAUUCAUCGACUACAGGCGUAUCCGGCUCGAGCCGUCGCUAGAGGUCGACCGGUCGCGUGGAGAGAAGCUGGUGAUCGAGAUGGAUAUUGAGUUCCCGCGCGUCCCCUGCUACAUGCUGUCGCUGGACGUCAUGGACCUCUCUGGGGAACGACAGCAUGAUGUCUCCCAUGACAUGUCGAAGCAGCGUAUCUCGGCGGACGGAACGUAUCUCGAAGAGAAGCGGAUGGGGCAGCUCAAGGGCGACGUGGAGCGCGCGGCGCAGACCAAGGACCCCAACUACUGCGGCAGCUGCUACGGCGCGUCACCACCUCCAAACGGGUGCUGCAACUCGUGCGAGGAUGUUCGCCAGGCUUACGUCCGCCAGGGGUGGAGCUUUGUCAACCCCGACGGCAUCGAGCAAUGUGUCGAGGAGGGAUGGAGCGAGAAGAUGGAGCAGCAGAACGAGGAGGGAUGCCGCCUCAGCGGCCAGGUGCGCGUGAACAAGGUCAUCGGUAAUCUUCACUUCUCGUAUGGCAGCACAUUCAUGCGCCACGGCAUGAACAUCGCGGAGCUCGUGCCCUACCUGAAGGACAAGAACCACCACGACUUUGGCCAUCGCAUCAUCAAGUUCCACUUCGGCGCUGAUGUCUUACCGACCGAAAAGGCGCGCAUGGAACCCAAGGAGAUGAAAACGCGCCGCGCGCUACACAUCAGCGACCCGCUGCAGGGACGACAGAAUCAUAGGCAUGAGGACAACACCAACUACAUGUACCAAAUUUUCGUCAAAGUGGUCUCCACAACGUUUGUAUACUUGAACGGCGACGAGAUCCCGACAAACCAGUACUCCGUGACGUCUUAUGAGCGUGACCUGGCUCAAGGCAAUAUGCCGAGCCGCGACGGUGACGGGCGUAUCACAAGCCACCACACUCAGGCCAUUCCGGGCGUCUUCAUCAACUACGAAAUCUCGCCGAUGAAGAUCAUCCACACUGAGACGCGGCAGAGCUUCGCGCACUUUGUGACGAGCACAUGUGCCAUCGUAGGCGGAGUCCUCACAGUUGCGUCACUGAUCGACGCGGCAAUCUUCAACAGCCGCAAGCGUCUGGGCAAGGAGUACGAGGGCGGACAGUACGGUGGCAUUAGCGGCAAGAUGAUGUAGCCGUGAUCAUGCAUUUGAAUAGAAAUUG
Messenger RNA from Cutaneotrichosporon oleaginosum, 1405 nucleotides. The record is from RefSeq and is a predicted model, not a curated record. NCBI's taxonomy places the organism in Eukaryota, Fungi, Basidiomycota, Tremellomycetes, Trichosporonales, Trichosporonaceae.